This is a messenger RNA of Rhizophagus irregularis DAOM 181602=DAOM 197198, 846 nucleotides long. The record is from RefSeq and is a predicted model, not a curated record. Lineage: Eukaryota; Fungi; Glomeromycota; Glomeromycetes; Glomerales; Glomeraceae.
AUGCAAGAUUCGCAACUUAACAAUGAAGAUAGUACAGAAAAGUGUGAUGAAAAAUAUAAAAGUAACAAUUUAUUGGAUGAUGAUGGUAAUGUAUUAUCAGAUGAUGGUGAUAAUGUAUCAUCAGAUGAUAAUGGUAAUAUAUUAUCAGAUGAUGGUGAUAAUGUAUUAUCAGAUAAUGAUAACGAUAUAUUACCAUCAAUAUCAUCUGAUACAUCAGAUAACAAAAAAAAACCAAAAAAUCAAGUUCAUGCUAAGCAAAAACGAAUAACCAAAUUGGACCAAAUUAAGAAUAAAAAUUUACAAAGACAUCCAAUAGUUAAUAAAAUUAUCACUCGUAAUAAAGUUCAGCGUAAAUGUGGAAAGAUUAUCAAGUUACACCAAGCUUAUAACUCCCAAAAUUUGGAAAUAUAUAGUAAAACUGGUAGCUGUUUAUUGAUAAAAGGAACACAUCCACUUACAGAUUACUUUACUACGAUUACUACAAAAUCAGGAAAUUCAUAUGUUAGAUUAAGAGAAAAGAAACAUGUAAAGUAUUUGCAAAGAAUUGGUGGAGUUAUUCAUUAUGGUGGUGCACCACAAACAGCACAAUUAGAAAAUGAGUUAGCUGCAAGAGCAAAGUGGUAUAAUGACUUUAGUGCUGGUUGUAUUCGAAGUAUGGAAUGUGAAAUUCUAACAGUAAAUAAAGAAAAUAUUUGUAAUAAAUGUAUGGAAUUAAAUAGUGAUAAAAAUUUAAAGAAUGUUAUUAUACGACCAAUUCCACAAAUAGAGAAUCGGAAAUUUAUACCAAAAUAUUUGGUUAAAAAGAAUCCUAUCGUUAAAUAUUUAAAGGAUUCUAGUCUCAAUUAG